Messenger RNA from Osmerus eperlanus (European smelt), 2922 nucleotides. RefSeq names its product SIM bHLH transcription factor 1a (gene sim1a). The transcript has 12 exons. Gene Ontology annotation, biological process: regulation of transcription by RNA polymerase II. The record is from RefSeq and is a predicted model, not a curated record. NCBI's taxonomy places the organism in Eukaryota, Metazoa, Chordata, Actinopteri, Osmeriformes, Osmeridae. Gene Ontology annotation, molecular function: RNA polymerase II transcription regulatory region sequence-specific DNA binding; protein dimerization activity; DNA-binding transcription factor activity, RNA polymerase II-specific. Bases 641 to 2920 code for a protein of 759 amino acids.
UCGGAGUUGAUAAUAGGAGUCUUUGCAAACUAUUUUGUUGCACUCGUGUUCUGCAAAACUGAUAUGAUGGAAGUUACGCUUUGAGCUGUCUUGUGAGAAAAAAAAACACUUCCAGAAAGAAGAAUUAUCGUAAAAAGUAGGCCGGCAUACCGUUGGAAAGGGAGCCUAUCGUUUUUGCAGACUGAGGAAAAAAACUGAACUUAUAGGGGCUUGUAUCUGUAUGCACAUCGAGGUACCAUGGCGGUGUCUGCAGCGGUGUGAGAGAUAACAACCUCCGCUAUAAGAGCUGAGAUGAGGGCCCUGGCUGUAUGACAUGUACAGUGAACUGGAACAAUGGCUGAUCCGAACUCACUGUCUGUCCCCCCAUAAUCCUGGAUAUUGUGUCUCGCCGUUUUCGACUACUUCGCGUUGCCUGGAAAUAACAUGGGGAUUUGCGGUUUCUGGAAAUAGUGUGGAAGGCCUACAGACACUCGCGCUCCUUUUCAGACGUAAACCAGACGCCGUUCGAGAAUAUUACAGUUUCAACACGUUGGAUAGGAUGGGCACGAAAUGAUAUAGACUAUUAAACACUUUUCUCCAGACUUUUGGUGGUGGCUAAUUUCACUCGAAAGGCCAACUCGGAAAACGAAGACCUUUCACAAUGAAAGAAAAAUCGAAGAAUGCCGCUCGGACUCGAAGAGAAAAGGAAAAUAGUGAAUUCUAUGAGCUAGCUAAAUUGUUGCCUUUGCCCUCAGCUAUCACUUCUCAGCUUGAUAAAGCUUCAAUUAUUAGACUCACAACAAGCUACUUGAAAAUGAGAAUUGUUUUUCCUGAAGGUCUAGGAGAGUCUUGGGGUCACGUGAGCCGGACCAGCUCCCUGGACAACGUGGGGCGCGAGCUUGGAUCUCAUCUUUUACAGACGCUGGACGGUUUCAUCUUUGUCGUCGCUCCUGAUGGCAAAAUAAUGUACAUAUCUGAAACUGCGUCAGUCCAUUUAGGCUUGUCACAGGUAGAGUUGACGGGAAACAGCAUAUUUGAAUACAUACACCCAGCUGACCAUGACGAAAUGACGGCCGUUCUCACGGCUCACCAGCCCUACCAUUCGCACUGUGUUCAAGAGUACGAAAUGGAACGCUCGUUUUUCUUGCGCAUGAAAUGCGUCCUCGCGAAGAGGAACGCCGGGCUUACCUGUGGAGGAUACAAGGUGAUUCACUGCAGCGGCUACCUGAAGAUCCGGCAGUACAGCCUGGACAUGUCUCUGUUCGACGGCUGCUACCAGAACGUGGGCCUGGUGGCGGUGGGCCACUCCCUCCCCCCCAGCGCCGUCACCGAGAUCAAGCUGCACAGCAACAUGUUCAUGUUCAGAGCCAGCCUGGAUAUGAAGCUAAUCUUCCUGGACUCCAGGGUGUCAGAACUGACAGGCUAUGAGCCCCAGGACCUGAUUGAGAAGACCCUCUAUCACCACGUCCACAGCUGUGACUCCUUCCAGCUCCGAUAUGCACACCACCUCUUGCUGGUUAAGGGUCAGGUGACCACUAAGUACUACAGGUUCCUGGCUAAGCACGGAGGGUGGGUUUGGGUGCAGAGCUAUGCCACCAUCGUCCACAACAGCCGCUCAUCCAGACCGCACUGCAUAGUCAGCGUCAACUACGUCCUGACGGAGACAGAGUACAAGGGCCUCCAGCUGUCCCUGGACCAGGUGACCCCCGGCAAGCCUCCCUUCCCCUUCAGCAGCAGCCUGGCCUGCGGACUGGCCGAGACCCGCAAGCCCCCCAAGCCCCGGGGCCCCCGGGCCAAGACCAAGGCCAGGCUUUCCCCCUACCCACAGUACGUCAGCUUCCAGGGGGAGCGUUCAGAGUCCGACCAGGGCAGCCCCUGGGGGGGGAGCCCCUGGGGGGGGAGCCCCCUCACAGACUCCCCCUCCCCUCAGCUGCUGGAGCAGGGGGAGGGGCUCGACGCCUCCUGUGCCUACCGACAGUUCUGCGAGCCACGCCCCCUCUGCUACAGCCUGCCUCUGUCGGACAAUCACCACGGCGACGGCCGGCUGCACACGCACGCCCACACGCAGACGUGCGAGCACGGGUGCUGCGAGGCGGGGCGCUACUUCCUGGGAGCGCCGCAGCCAGGCCGCGAGGCGUGGUGGGGCGCGGCCCGCUCCGUCCUGCAGCCGGGGCGCCCGACCGGGGAGACUGGAGAAGGGUACGAAGGCGCCGUGCCGACGCGCGUCGCCGCCGCCAACAGCCUGCUUGGCCGGGGCCACUGGGACGAAGACGGGGCCAUCAGCUCACCGGACGGCGGCUCGGCCAGCGACUCCGGCGACCGUUACCGCGGCGACCCCUUCCUCUCGAGCCCCCCGGAGCCGAGCAAGAUGGAGUCGCUGAUCCAGGCCACGCAGCGGAUGAUCAAGGACGAGGAGAAGCGCUCGCUGCUCCGCAAGCCCCCCCUGGCCCCCCCCGCCCCCCUGGGCCCCGCCAACGGCCUCCCCAAGCGACCCGGGUCCUGCUUCACCUCCGACUACCCCCAGGGGGCGCUGCAGGGAGGCGCGUGCAGGGGGCUGGGCCAGGUGGUAAGCCCCGCCCCCAGCCCCGCCCCCCUGUCCAGGCUGAGCAGCCCCGGGGCAGACUGCCUUCCCCAGCCCCCCUUGCCCCUGCACCACCCCCUGGGGCGCCCUGCGCCCUGCUCAUCCUCCCCCACCCCCGCCCCGGCCCUCUACUCCUCCCACCCCCACCCCCACCCGCGGCCCUACCUGGACAAGCACACCUACUCCCUGAGUGGUUACACACUGGAGCACCUGUACGACACCGAGAGUCUCCGCGGUUACUGCGCCACCGCUGCCACCCCCGGCUCCGCCCACUACGACGUGACAUCACACCUGCGCAUGCAGGCGGAGCAGGCGCCCGGACACAAGGCCACCUCCGUCAUCAUCACCAAUGGCAGCUAGCG